AUGCAGCUCCGCAUAACCAAAUGUAGCGAGUAUGGGAGACAUUUUCCGGAGUUUCGUCGACUAUUUUUCGCACAUGCAACGUUGGAGUUUGAUCGACUUUUUUUGGUAGAGCAGGAUUUUCCGCACAACGAAAACAAGAUCUGCAACAGGAAGUUUUCUGGUCUGGCACGUAGAAUUACGUACGAUAUUAGCAUUCCAACGAGACUAUCGGUGCUUAUUCGAACUGUUUGGACAACCUGAGGGAAACUCCGAACGACAAACACUCAGUACACAGCUGCCGCAUUCAACAUCGGUUAAUGCCGUGGUUCAAACAACAAGUGAUUUUGAUACCAACGGGCUGCUGCAGUACAAAAACGACACAUAAAUGGCAACAAAGCGAAAGCCAAUUCACACACCGUCGAGCGGAGCAAAUGCCAGCCGUCCACAGAUGAACUUCCGGCAGGGUGUGAACGAUACAACGGCGCGAAGUGAAGCCAAAGGAACCCGGCCGACGGCAACGCCUACCUCGAUCAAGGAAGUGCUUACCAUGAUGGUGCUGCACGUCUGCAAAAAGAUCAUCUUCUUCGAUACCGGCCUGAAGGUGGCUUUGUACUUGGGCUCUUUGUUCCUCGUGUCGCUGAUUGGCGACUUCAUACCGUACCCGAAGACGUAUCUAGCUCGAACGGACAACCUGUUCAAUGUGUACUUUGUUAAGCUGGGCUGGGCCUGGACCAUGCUGUUUACCUUCCCGUAUCUGGCCAUGACCUCCGUGACGCUGUGUUGCGGUGACAAUCAGCGCCUGCUGCGCAAUCACUUGCCGCGGCUCGGCAUAGCGACGGUGUUUUGGUUCGUGUGGACCAAACUGUUCAACAUCAUCGAAUCAAGCUACGGCCGGUGUAGCGUGCGGGGCUUCGACUCGAAAACACCCUGCCUAAAGGCGGGUCACUUUUGGAACGGAUUCGACAUAUCAGGUCAUGCAUUCAUCCUCAUCUACUCCAGCUUGAUCCUAAUGGAGGAAGCACGACCCAUCAUUGGUUGGGAGAGCAUCAAGGAUUUGCUACGCAACGAGGAGCACAACCGCGCUAGCAACGACACAACGCAAACCUCUAAUCCGCUCAAGAGCCUGAAGGAGGAAGAUUUAAAAGCGUUAAAGUAUUUCUACACACGCUUCACACCCACCAUCCGGCUGCUGUUUGUCGGCAUGACUAUGCUGCAGUUACUGUGGGACGUUAUGCUCGUCGGUACGAUGCUCUAUCACCACCGGAUGGUGGAGAAGGUGCUAAGCGGCAUCAUUGCCGUCAUUACGUGGUUUGUCACGUACCGGGCAUGGUAUCCCGUUGCGACCACGUUACCCGAUCCGGUGGGCAAAGGCAUGUUCAACUAUCAGUCCGCAAAACCUGAAAUUAGUGGCCUUCGGCGAAGGGCGAGCCUUUUGCAACCUGGAACAUCUUCGUCUGCCGCCGGUGCAGGUGGAAGCAGCAGUAGCAGCAGCAAAGAUAUUCCCAAGUUCAUGGGAAUGCCGCUGUACGCUGCACGGCAACCGUACAACAGCAGUGGACCGGGAGGAGCGACAUCGCCCCUCGAAUCUUCGCCAGGCGGCCAACAAGGAGCAGCGUUUGUAAGUAGCAGUCAACAUCUGUACGGAUCACGGGUGGGUACCGGCGGUGGCCUUAGCAGUAGCUCCAGUAACUAUAGUAACCCUGACUAUAACCAUCCGUCGUACGCUCGCUAUCGUAGUCGCUUUGAACGUUUCGAAUCGUAGUGUGCGUGUAGUGCUUCGGGAGAACACGUGGAUGCAUCCUGUGUGUAGCGUAAUUUGUGAAUGUUGUGAACGUUCGUCGUCUAAAACCAUUAAUUUUGUAUACUGUAAAUUACUAAAUCUUUUACAAAAAUUAAAUUUCGUUUGUUCGCAAAUGUUGUGCAUGGCGAAAAAUGUUUGGUGAAGGAAAACGAAAGGACAACCAGAAUGUGUACUGUGUUCGUUCGAGGGGCAAAUAGAGGAAACGGCAGAAGCAGAUCGCAUGGAAAGUGAUUUUUAAAAUUGGUGCGUGGUGUC
Messenger RNA from Anopheles darlingi, 2035 nucleotides. RefSeq names its product acyl-coenzyme A diphosphatase FITM2 (gene Fitm). The record is from RefSeq and is a predicted model, not a curated record. The transcript has 2 exons. Gene Ontology annotation, biological process: phospholipid biosynthetic process; lipid storage; lipid droplet organization. Gene Ontology annotation, cellular component: endoplasmic reticulum membrane. Lineage: Eukaryota; Metazoa; Arthropoda; Insecta; Diptera; Culicidae. Bases 365 to 1741 code for a protein of 458 amino acids.